AUGAAGAACAACCUGAUGCUCUCACUUAACAACGCCAAGGAUUACCUGAAAAGCCGAAACGAAAAUGGCCAAUCCGUGUACAACCACAUAUGCGACGUGAUAAAUUUUAUCAUAGUGGAGAAGCCAGAAAAGUGUUAUGAGCAUUUCGAAAUGAUCUCUAGUCAUAUAAAGGAAAGUAAAAAAGGGGACUCUGGCAAAACAUCCAACGAUCCCAACCUGAGGGAUGUCAAUUUAGACAACUAUAUACUGCACGACUACAUAAAAAACAAAAAGGACUGGCUAGCCAAAAUAAAAUUCUCACUCCAGCAGAAAGUGCAGCCCAAACUUACCCAAUUACCUUUUUUAAAAAAUUUUUACGACCAAGUGAAAUUAAUUAACUGGGCAGGAUAUCACAUAGGAAGCGAUUCUGUUUGGCUCAUCAAUAAAUCUGUAAAAAAUGUUCUCGAAAAAUAUAAAAAUGAAUUGACUUCUCUACAUUUCUGGGGAAUCCUCAAAGGGGUAAAAAACAACUACUAUAUUUUGGAAGGGCUUCUAAAGGGAGAUUCCAGUUUCCUAUUUCAGAAGAAAGGGAAAAAAUCCGCACCUUCGGAGGACUCGAAUGGGGGGGAGUCCUCCAAUAGCGCAGGGUCCGCAUCAUCAGAGGGGGGCAAGCAGGAAGAGGACGACGAAAAGGGCGAUGAAGAAGACGAUGAAAAAGACGAUGAAGAAGACGAUGAAGAAGACGAAGAAGACGAUGAAGAAGAUGACGAAGACCAGGAGGACCUAAAUAAGAACCACAAAAAAUCAACAAAUCGAAAGGGGAAAAAUAAAUCAACGGAUAACCAACAGCUGAAAUACAAAAAGGAAGACUUUGUCACCUUCAAUAAGAGGGUCAAUAGACACGUCUACUGGGCAUCCGUGAACGGAACGGAUGAAUGGGUUCUCCUAAAACCUACGACACCAGAGUACAUCCAAAUGGCUAGUAAAACGAAUAAAAUGCUGAUGGGAGAUAUGAACAAAAUAAUAACUGCCUUCCCAAACAUUGCCAUAAAGGAAAAGCACUACCUCAGAGCACUCAUUUCGCUCAUAUCGUCCUACACGCACAUAUCGCCUAGGAAGUAUUACAUCACCAGGGGGACAGAAAAAAAACGGGGACCUGGGAAGGCAAAAAAGGGAGGGAAAAAUCAAAGCAGUGAUAAAGAUGAAGGCGAUGAAGGCGAUGAAGACGAUGAAGACGAAGACGAUGAUGAACUGGGUUACUCCGAUGCGUCUAACGAAAAAAAUGACUAUUCUAGUGAAACCAAAGAUGAAAAUGAAAGUAGUGAAAAUGGUGAAGAGCAGGAGGGAGAUGAAGGUGGAGACAAACGGAACGGAGAUGUUGACCAUGACAAUGGCAACGACGAUGCUAGGGAUGAUACCCUAAUCGAAAAUAAAAAGUUCCAAUUCGAUGCAAAUGCUCUUUCACGAUUAGAAAACUGGGUUCACUGCAAACAUAGCUUCCUGCCAAAUGGACAUGUCUGCUACCCCAAAGAUAGACGCAGGAAAAAUGGGGGACGAGGAAGUAACGCCAAAAUGAGACACAUCAUUAAACAUAACCCACCUCUGAAAAUACUGAGAGGCAUUAAUGCACAAAAGGAAAACCAAGUUGGUCCCACGUGGAAAGUGAAGCACCUCAAUCCUGGACACUACUACGGACCUCAUAGUCUCCACUACGACGUAAUAGUCCUAUACAAUUUUAUUUUUUAUGGCGCCUUUACUGUUUACUCAAAUAGGCAAUUUUUUAACUUCUACAUUGGAAAUGGGAUAAAAUCGAAGCACUCGUUUAUUCAUACUUACCAGCCUGGAAAAAUCGAAUCGGACGAAAGUGAGUUGUCCGAGGUGGACCACUCAAGCUGA
Messenger RNA from Plasmodium cynomolgi strain B, 1875 nucleotides. RefSeq lists its product as hypothetical. The coding region runs from base 1 to 1875 and encodes 624 amino acids. Lineage: Eukaryota; Apicomplexa; Aconoidasida; Haemosporida; Plasmodiidae. Gene Ontology annotation, biological process: axoneme assembly; cilium movement involved in cell motility; cilium assembly. The transcript is spliced from 2 exons. Gene Ontology annotation, cellular component: radial spoke; axoneme. The record is from RefSeq and is a predicted model, not a curated record.